UCAGUGUCAAAAAAAGUAAACAUGUCAAAAACUCAGAAAUACACAAAACGUGUUCCGCAUUUAUUAUCAUCAAAUUUUUAAAAAUAGAUUAUUUCGAAUUAAUUAAAAUUUAUUCUCGUUUUGGAAGCGUUUUAUUUUUGAAACAAGUACAAAGAAAGAUGUCCACGUUCCAUAAAGGUAAAAAAGUGCUGUGGGGAUUGGGUGCCGCUACAGGAGUGACCACUUUUUAUUAUUUUAAUCAGGAUAAAUUCAGGGUUUUUGCAUCUUGGACGUCCAACUAUGAACCAUCUCCUUGUGCCAAAUGGGACGAUAACUGGGAUCACCGAGCCCCACAGUUUAUAAGAGGCAAAAAAGUGAAGUACAGCCAAAAAGAUGAAAAUAACAAUGAAGAUGUUAAUAAAUAUGCCCCGAAAGCUGCUAGGCACCUCAUUCUUAUUAGGCACGGACAAUAUAAUUUAGAUGGGGAAAGAGAUGAGGAAAGGUAUCUUACCAAAUUAGGGCGUUUACAAGCUGAGUAUACCGGAAAGAGACUGGCAGAACUAAAUUUGCCUUAUACAGAAAUAGUUAAAUCUACUAUGACCAGAGCUCAGGAGACUGGUAGCAUUAUAUCUCAAUUUUUACCUAACGUAAGUGUAACACACUGUGAUUUACUUAGGGAGGGAGCACCGAUUCCUCCUGAACCACCUUUGGGAAACUAUAGACCCGAAAGAUAUAAGUUUUUCGAAGAUGGGGCCAGGAUAGAGGCGGCAUUUAGAAAGUAUUUUCAUAGGGCAGACCCUCAACAAACAGAAGAUUCUUAUCAUGUUUUAGUGUGCCAUGCUAAUGUUAUUAGGUAUCUUACUUGUAGAGCCUUACAAAUACCGGGCGAAGCCUGGCUAAGGCUCUCCCUAAACCAUGCCAGUAUUACCUGGAUUACCAUCACCCCCAGCGGAAGGGUGGUUUUAAGAGGUAUGGGAGAUUCAGGAUUUAUGCCUGCACAUUGUCUUUCGUCAACGUAACAAAUAUUUUUAAAUAAAAUAAAUUUUUUUGAUAGCAGUUUUAUGCAAAAAGUAUUGAUUUAUGUGUCUGCUUAAGUGUAACUUUUUAUAGUAUGUAAUAUUAAGUAUUAUAAUAGUGAACAAAUUUUAAUAAUAUUAUGUUUAUUUAACUUGAUUUUUUUUAAAUAAAAAGGGAAUGAUUUGAUAUUGA
Messenger RNA from Anthonomus grandis grandis, 1188 nucleotides. RefSeq names its product serine/threonine-protein phosphatase Pgam5, mitochondrial-like. The record is from RefSeq and is a predicted model, not a curated record. Gene Ontology annotation, cellular component: mitochondrion. Gene Ontology annotation, biological process: positive regulation of mitochondrial fission. Lineage: Eukaryota; Metazoa; Arthropoda; Insecta; Coleoptera; Curculionidae. The transcript has 7 exons. Bases 159 to 998 code for a protein of 279 amino acids.